UUAUUCAACGUACGUGGAUAAAAAAUAACGAGGUUCUAUGUAGCUAAUCCUGAUGUAGCUAAAUUUACUAUCCAAUGAAAACAACUCUUUCAUCUUACACAGAUACACCUUGUAAUUAAUUCAGAAAAAUGAAAACGAACAAUGUGGAAAACAGAUACCACAGUUAGAAAGCUUGUUUACAGAUACCACAGUGAGAAAGCUAUGAAGUGACAAUGGAGAAUAAUGGGGAUCACCGAUUGACUUCUCUGCUGUCUACCUGGAGAGGACCUCGUACCGUCAUCAUUCCAAAGACUGACCAAGGAUACGGCUUUACUCUAAGACACUUUAUUGUGUAUCCUCCAGAUAUAACACGGUCCAGUCCAAAUCUACAUGAAGAAGACUAUAUAAGUACUGAGAACUUCAUUCAAGGAUCUCGACGUAGAAGUAAACAUGGUGGAUCAGAACCUAUGGACACAAUUUUUGUUAAGAAUGUGAAAGAAGACAGUCCUGCCUAUUUAGCUGGUUUAUGUACAGGGGAUAGGAUUUUAUCUGUGAACAAUUUUCCUGUUACAGGGAAAACAUAUCAGCAAGUUAUCUCCCUUAUACAGUCAGGUGAAUCAAGACUUAAACUGGAAGUUUUGCCACAAGACCAGGAUAUUUUACAAAUGGCAUACAAAAACACACAUACUUUAUCCCAAGAUUCUUUGUAUCAUGGUCGUGGCAAUACAAACACAGCUUCAAGGCUAAACUCAUCUCAAGGAUAUACUUUAUCUUCCAUGGAGAAUAUAGCUCCCUCUAGUGGUGGAUAUCAGGAACAUUCUGCCACUGGUAGUGAUGGACAAGCAGAAAUGGAGGAAUACAGUCCAGAACGUAACAUAAAAUCUACAGUGUCUUAUACUACUAGUGUUUAUCGUGAACCCAGUGGAUAUAAUGGUAGAGGUGAACCAAGAUCUUUUGUUGAUACACGUAAAGAAUUUGAAGAGAGGGUUAAAGAUUACUCCGACCCUCCACCUAAUAAAACAUUCUCCUUUGGACUAUACUAUCCAACACCAAAGAAAGAAAGUCGAACAGAGGUAACCUUUAGACGAGGUCGAGACAAUGUACUGCAGCCUAAUGAUUCACAAGAAAAUAUUGCUAAAACUGUAAGGACUGCUCGAGUUAUUCCUCUUGAAAAAAAAUCUUCUAGAGAGGAACAAUCACAAGAAUCUUUAAUUAGUUCAAGUAGUUCAUCAGGAUAUACAUUGUCAUCUUCACCAUCACGGCAUAGUUACCCAGAUUCCAUCAGAAACAAUCCCCCUUUACCCCCACCGAGGUCAUUUACAUCACCCGAGAGACAGAGAAGUGAAAUUCAUACAACUACACGCCAUUAUGUUCCUGUUGUACCACAAGGUCAGAGGUCAGCUAAAAUGUCAUCAAGUUUAGACAAUUUAGAUUCAAGGGCAGAAAAUUAUCAGACAGAUAGGAAUUUAAGAACUAAUUAUAGCACAACACGAAUCUAUGAACAUCCAAGUAAAAAUAGUAACACAAGAACGUUUAUCGUGAAAAUAAAUGAUAGUGGGACUGAAAGUGAGAACGAUGAAAAUUCCAAUCAAAAUCGUAAUUCUUAUGGAACAGCAUUUGCAUUGACUAGAUCUCCCCAUUCUACCUCUAUAGAAAUAAAGGCAAAAGAACGCCCUCGAGUGUCACAGCGUAAGAAACAGUUUGAAACAGGACAAAUGGAAAAAACAGGAUCUACUCCUAAUGUCAACAGAUACAAAACAGAGAUACAGAAAAUCACAUCAUUAGGAAAAUUCAAUAGUGUGUCUUCAAGAUUACAAAAUUUUGAAAAAUCUGAAGAUGGACAACAAAGUGCACCAAAGUUAAGGAGAAUGUCGUCAACAGAAAGGUACUCAUCCCCAGAGGCUCCCUCUAUCAGUCACAAUCAGAACCAACCACAAUUUCAAGAACAGGCACCGAUCAGAAUUUAUGUUUCUCAAGGGUCAUCAAAUAACCAGUCAUCACCUAUUGUUGAAAUUGUACCUAUGUCAAUGUAUCAAGGGGGUGAAGCUAUGGACAGUAACAGGGGACCAGUCAAUAAAACUCCAGUUCAUGUCCAGCAUGAUGACAUGGAUGGUGGGAGAGCAGACCAAGAAAUGGAAGAUGAUGAUAAACAUGGACAGAAACCUGUAAGAAAACCAUCAUUUUUAGCUGCAGUCACUGCUUCACAGGAACUUUAUGGCAGUUCUCCAGAUGAGACCAGUCCUGAUUCUCCGCCAUCACAACAGUGGAGACAACAUACAUCUCCUGAAACUACCACUAUAUCAUACUCAUCCUCUAGCAUUAUGCCACCACCUUCAAGCAGUGGUAUGACACUAACCAGUACUCCAAUCAAAGAUUCACAGUCUACAGUAAUACUCAGGAAGAAGUCUGACUCAUCUCCAGACGAUGAGGCGAUCAAACUCCAAAGAAGGACAUCCUACCUCAUGGCUACUGCCAAAGACAGAGAUACCAAUAAAUUAUCACUGGACAAAUCAUUAACUCACAGUCACUCAGACACUGAUGUGCAGAUGAUUACACCUAAGAAGCCCCCCAGCAUGACCAAACUGAAAGCAUUCUUUGGUGAAAGGACUCCAAGGAUAUUAGAGGCAACAGAACGAAGACAAGAUCCAGCAAGUCCAAUUCAAGAAAUAUCCAAAAUGGGAUAUCUACAAUGUAAAACAGAUAUAGCUGAUGGAAAGAGAAAUAGUGAUAGGUCCUGGAGACCUGUUUGGGUAGAGCUACGUGGUCAUGCACUUUUUCUCAACAAAGAAAAGAAAGAAGGGUCUCAUCCAUUUGCCUUUGAUGAACAACCAAUCUCUGUGAAGUCAUCAAUGGUAGACAUAGCCUAUGACUACACAAAGAAGAGAAAUGUAUUCCGACUGAAGACAUAUAAUGGUUCAGAGUAUUUGUUCCAAGCUGAUGAUCAUGACACAAUGUUAUCUUGGAUUGAAGCCGUACAGAAAAAUAACAACCCGGAUCUUGAUGAUCAAGGUUUAUUUAGUGCCAACUUAAUAAUCAGAAAAUCCAAUGAAAUGACAACACAAACAUCAGCAGUUUCAGUCAAAAGUUCCCCACAGGUGCCUCACAAACCAAAGAGCCGACUGUCAACCAAAUCUAUCAUAAAGAUCCCACAUUCCCCAAGUAUGAAGAGGAAAGACAGAAAGACAGGAGAUGACAGUUCCAAGCAGAAAACAACACUAAAAGACAGAAUUAAAAGUUUUCGAAAGACAUCAAAUGCAACAGGAUCUGGUGGCCCUGAUGAUGCUGAGGGGACAGGAAUGUUUGGUGUCCCCAUUAAAUGUUGUAUUCCUUCACCUAAUAAUGAUUUCGUACCAAUGAUCGUGGACCUCUGUACAAAGAUUGUAGAAGCUAGAGGUUUAGAAGUUACUGGUGUUUAUCGAGUACCUGGUAACACUGCUGCAGUCAACAUGAUGACUGAAGAACUUAACAAGGGUAUAGACAAUAUGAAUGUUGACCAUGAGAAAUGGUGUGAUGUAAAUGUUAUUAGCAGUUUGUUAAAGGCAUUCUUCAGGAAGUUACCAGAAUCCUUAGUAACAUCAGAAUUAUACCAAGAUUUUAUAAAUGCCAGCCGAUUAGAAGACCCGGAGAGGAGAAUGUUGAAACUGAAGCGUCUUCUUCAUGAACUUCCUGAACAUCAUUUUGAAACUUUUAAACAUCUUGCUGAACAUUUAAAUAAAGUAGCAGCAUGUGGUCAUAUUAAUAAGAUGGAUGCCAGAAAUCUGGCUAUUGUAUUUGGACCGACACUUGUCAAAAAGAAAGAUGAUGACAUGGCGUCCAUUGUCAAAGACAUGUCUGACCAAUGUCGAAUUAUAGAGAGUAUUAUUUUACAUCAUGACUGGUUCUUUGGUUCCUGGGAUCAGGAUGAUCAUGUGCCUGUUGAUGAACAGUCAGAAACACCAACCAAUCCUUCUGUUACUCGACUCAGUUGUGAUGAUGAUGACAAUACAGUUAACCCGAAAGACAUUGUGUUCUCUAUUGUUCAAGCAGCUAAUAAAAAGUUACGUGGAGAAAAAGACAAGAGUUCAGACGGUUUGGAUACUAGUGUUUUGGAUGGAGGAUUUUCAGAACGUAAUAUUGAUCAAGAAGUUUAUAGGAGUAGAAUGAAAGGUCAAAUUGAAUCCACAUCUAAAAGUAGUCCAGAUUUACUUGGGCUGUCAGGACGAGCUUCACAUGACAAGCUGAUGUCAUUACCGGUACGUCAAUCAGAUAGCACUAAUGAUCGUAGAAUGGCAAAGUCUCAAGAAAUAAUGGAAUCAGAUUGGGAUUUUGUUGGUUCUUCACAGAGUAUGUAUGGGAAAUCUUUACACUACUCCGAUGAUUCUUUGGACAAGAAUGAUGAGUUAGAAGUUUCUCAUAGUGGAUUAAGUGGCAGUUUUAGUGUUAGUCAGAGUACAAUAGACAGACUGAGAAUUAUUGAAGAAGAGGCCAGGGCACUGAGAGAAAAAGAAGAGAAACGAAAACGGGACUUUGAACGUAGAAAACUAGAAAAACAGAAGAUAGAGCAAAAUAUAAUGAAAACUAAAAAGGAAAUGGAAAUUGAAGACAGGCAUAGUAUAGAAGACUUAUUAAGUGCUGUAUUAUUAAAAAGUGAUCCUGGUGGUCGAAGUUUAGGUCAUCACCGUGGUGAUUCUAUGUCAUCAGAUCAUUCAAACUCCUCAUCAGAAGGGAGGCAACCUUUAUGUUAUAAAAAGGAGAAAUCAGGGGGUGGUAAAUAUUUUGUUAUUCAGAGUAUAGUUGGAAAACAUGGACGUGAAAAAAUGCCACGGUCUUCGAAGAGUGGAUCAAACAUCGAGGUCAAAGGUCAAAGGACAAGUUCCCUUGAGAGGUUAUUGGAACAAUCAGAAAACGAAGUUUCAAGAAAAUCAGGACGGGGUAGAUAUGCCUCUAAUGAUUCUCAGUACCUUCAAAUCACAAAGGGAGAUCAUCCACAUAGACGAUCUAAAUCCAACUUAAGUCGUAGUAAUUCCUUGCGACGAGGCUCGUUAGAUUCUUUGAUUGACCUGAUACAGGAUGGCAAAAGGAGGUCAUAUGAGGAUACAGAUUCAGAGGAUGGCUCAGAUUUACUCUCUGAUCUAACUUCUACUUUUGAUCAAAAAUUAAAAGUGCUUGUGAACCCUAAAUAUAAGUUAAAUGGCAGUUCUUCAAAGUUAAAUAGAAGUGAUAGUUCAAACAGUUCAAAUGAAAAGGAUACAAGUACUCAGUUAAGGCUGCCACCACAACUGCCUCUUUCUCAUGUAAAUAAGAAACUGUGUAGUAGUAAUGAUAUGUUAGAAAAACAAUAUCAAGACCCGAGUUUGCAUCGAUCACCACGGCAACAUGAAACAAAAGUAGGAAUAGCUUAUCGCUUUGAACGUAAUCCGUCAAACAGUAUGUUAGCGCAAUCAAACAAUUCUAGCGAGGCCAAUAAUACAAAUAGUGCUCCUGUUGAUCCUCGGAAUUCUACAGUCACGUUUACUGUACCUAGUGUUCCUCAUCCACAAAUGACAGUGCUCUCACCUGUUCAUGAUUCUAGAACAAAAAAUGAAAAAACAGAAAUUAAUUUAACAUUGUCAAAUCCAGUCAGCAAUAAAUCUCCCACACAAUUAUAUCAAAUAAAUGUGGAUAAAUAUCCGAUACAUACGCAACAAAGAAGUCUUGAUGAAACUUUUAAGGCCAGGUCAUCUUCACCACCGGCACUGAAACGAAAAUCAGAAAAGCCAAAGAAACGACGACACACUGUUGGAGGUACUGAUGACCUGGAACACUUUAAAGCUUUAGUUAGUGUAACGCAGAGCAAAGGAGAAAACAAAAGAUCAGCAUGGGACCAGUUACAACCAGUUGUUAAAUCACCAAAUCUAGUUGUUCAUAGAAGUUUACAACAAUGGAUUCAGAAUGAACGACUUCGAGGAAGUACCCCUGAUCUUUCACAACAACAUAGCCCAAAAUUCUUUUAAAAGAGCAGAUUACUUAUCAUAGCCACAUAGUCCUAAAUAUUGCUAACUCCUUCUUGUAUGUCAAGUUAUAAUUUUAAGUUUUUUGCAUUUUACUUAUGUAAUGAGAAAAAUAAAGUUUGGUAUUUUUAAGAUAUAGAUAUUUUGAAAGUCCUGAUUUUUAUAUGUUAUUUAUGUAAGUGGAAUAGGUUUAAACAUCACUUCUUUUUAUUAACAUGAUUACAAUGCAUAGUUUUUAACAUGAUUAUUAUAAUUCUAUUUAAUAUUAUAAUGAUAUCAUUUUAUGCUGUUUACCUCAAAUUUCGUUAUCUUUCGUUGAGCAAAUUUUUGUUACUUUUAGUUGCUUAUUAUGAAUUAGUAAGAAAAUUUGUUUAAGUUGAGGUAUUCAGUUGCAUGAGGUCAUCAAUUAGCUUCAUUUUAAUCAAGAUGUUCUUCAACCUGCUUUGCUUUUUCUGUCUUCAUAAUGCAUGAAAGCUUAACAGAUUUCAUUUGCAAAGAAUGUAAUUAGUGGUCAGCUGGUCAGUUAGAUCAUGAAUAAUGCUGUCAUUGCCACACAAAAAAUGUUGUGAAUUUUAAAUUCUGUUUAUUUUCUUUUAAUUUAUUCUUUUUAUUUAUUUUGACCAUCACCAUUUAUAAUUCAAGGUUUUUAUUUAUUUUGACCAUCACCAUUUAUAAUUCAAGGUUUGUUAAUGUUUAGCUAUAGUUUAUUUACAGUUUUGUUUUUUGACCGUCAUUUUUAUAAAAUUUCCCCAGAAUAACUAAGGUAUUGUUAAAAUACAAGUUUAUUUUCUUUGUUUUUACAUGUAAUGACAUUUUUUUAUUAGUGCAAUAAUAUUGAAGAUGCAAAUGUUGACAUUUUUAUUAUUGUAUAUAUUGUUGAAAUGGUAGGCAUCAUCAUAUAAAAUAUCAUUUACUAAAACCAAAGCUGUCAUUCUGUACAUAGUCAUUAUUGUGUAUACUUAUUUAAUUUGUUUGAAUGACACAAAAAUACUAUUAAUGAUCAAAAAGUAUCAAACCUACAAAGUUGACUAAAUAUCAGUGAUGUCUGCUGAAUGUUACUGAAAAAGACAAGUGUUGUUUGGAGGCACAGAAAUCAUAUCUACAAUAUCUCUAUUGUUUUUGUUCUUUUUGUAUAUUUACACCAUUUUUUAAGCUGAAGGUUUAGUAAAUAAAAAUAAAACUUGGACAUGUGUAUUAUUAUUUUUCAAAUUUUUUUCCUAAAAAUUUGUGAAUUUUGGGAUGAAUUCAAAUCCCUUUCUGUUGACAGAAUAAUCACAGACAUACAGAAAGAUAAAAAUAGAACUUUACAUUUUAAACUGUUAACUGUUUUUAGAUAUUAACAUUUUAAAGUGUUCUGAACUCUUUAAUUUCUUUUAGAUAGUUAACAUUUUUAAUUGCUAAAUGUUUUAAUGACAUAAAGUAAACAUUGUUACACACUGUAAGAUAGUUAUUAUCAUUUAAAACUGUUAUCAUUCUUACAUAUUGUUACCAGUUUUGACAUGCUGGCAUUUAGUCAACAUUGUAAACAAGCAUGAUAUGUUUAAAAUUGUCCCAGAGUCAUUUUCUUUUCAUAUCCCCUCAAUGGACAGGGGUUGAAAAUAGCAGGAGUUGUGGUGAUGUGGUUCAGUUUUGGGCCCUUUAUAGCUUGCUGUUCGGUGUGAGCCAAGGCUCCGUGUUGAAGGCCUUACUUUGACCAAUAAUGGUUUACUUUUACAAAUUGUGACUUGGAUGGAGAAUUGUCUUAUUGGCACUUAUACCACAUCUUCUAUAUCUAUAUAAAGUCAGCUACAUAUAUCAAAGGUCAGACUCACUUUAUAGAACCAGUUUUAAAGGGACCUGGAUCAGGAUCAGUGACUUCCUCUAUUUUCAGCUCCUGACAGGUUGCAUUAUUAAGGUUUUUUUUUUUGGAAAGUUUUUUAUCAGUGCAGUCACACCUUUAAAGGGAUGUUUUCAAUAUUGAUAUAUUUUUCUUUCUGUUUUAAGUUGGUAUGAAUUUUGAAUAUUUUAGCUAAUCAAUAGAAACCACUUUCUAGUAUAAUUAAAAUUUAUAUUAAUCGACAAAUUUAGUUUAAGUUAUGCAGAUUAUUGUUUUCACUGUUUAAAACCUUAAAUAAAAUGAUCACUUUGUAAUAUUAUUAAAUCACAGUUUCACAAUCCUGUAGAUGGGAACAAAAACCUUUGAAGACAAUUCUUGUAACAGUGUUUUAACAGCCUUUAAUAUGCAGUUAUUUACUGUCAAAAAUAAUUGCUAGAUAAAGUAAACGAUUAUCCUUCAGGAAUUUGUGGGAAUCCUGAAUUAAGUAUAAUUUUGAGAUCCAACUCGCCAAAAUUUAUUGUGUAAUGCAAAAAAGUUUUUUUUCUGUAAAUGUUUGAUCCAAAUUUAGCUUUUAUAUUUUUGAUUCAAUUUAUUCAUUCAGUUUUGUGAAAAAAAGUAAUUAUCUUUUAUAGUGAAAGACAUGUAUGUUUAUGUAGAGGACAAAUCAUUGGUACAUUUGUAUAAAAAAUAAUCUUUUUAGGUUUGAUAAGUGCAUUAAUUGGCAUUGCCAGGCCAAUAUAUUAGUAUCCACACUCGGUUUUGUCUGGUCUCCUGUAUCAACACACUUACUGAUAGUAAAUUGUACCAGUUUAUAUAGAUUAAAGUUACUAGCAAAUUGUGUUAAUGUCACUGACUCACAUCUAACACAGAAUUUGUGAAAAAUGGUUCAAUAAUAUUACAGGGUGUGUUUGAUUAUUGUUGCAUUUUAUUUGAUUACCGAAAGUCUUCCUAUUGUUUUAAAUAUUAUUUAGUUUAUCUUGUUAAAUCAUUAAAAACUUUGUUGUAUAUGAAAUUUUAACAUACAUGUAAAAGAAAGAAGAGGAAAGUUAAUAAAAUACUAAACAGUA
Molecule: messenger RNA, 8831 nt
Organism: Mytilus californianus (California mussel)
Lineage: Eukaryota; Metazoa; Mollusca; Bivalvia; Mytilida; Mytilidae
Product: rho GTPase-activating protein 21-like
Exons: 21
Coding region: 213-5951 (1912 amino acids)
Biological process (GO): signal transduction
Molecular function (GO): phospholipid binding; protein binding
Source: RefSeq, a predicted model, not a curated record